UCUCCGCUAGUAUAACGCGGUCAUACAUUCUGAGUAUUACGAUGAGUUAUAAUUGAAUUCUUAUUUUUGUUAUUUACCGUCAUUUUGUGAAGCUGGCGCUUUAAGUCCGUUGAACCUCACCUUCCAUUGAACAUGCGCGCAGAGGGAGAGAAACAUCCCCAGUGAAAAAACAACAACAAUCAGAAAUUGCGGGGCUGGAAACAGAGAUGACCCGAUGAAAACGCCACACUUUGUAAUUUAGUUCACUGAAACAGGCUCAGCCCUGCUGCUGCUAUUUUAAAUUAGAAACUUUAUAUGUCGGCGGCGACGAGCUCAUGAACCUGGCGAGUCUGAGCGGAGAUGCUGGCGGAAGCCAGCUUCUCUUCGCCAACUUUAACCAGGACAACACGUCCUUGGCUGUUGGCACCAAGUCAGGAUACAAGUUUUUUUCCUUGUCAUCUGUUGACAAAUUGGAGCAGAUAUAUGAAUGUACUGACACAGAGGAUGUGUGUAUCGUGGAGCGUCUCUUCUCCAGCAGCCUGGUGGCCAUCGUGAGCCUGAAGGCGCCCAGGAAGCUCAAAGUCUGUCACUUCAAGAAGGGAACAGAGAUCUGCAACUACUCUUAUUCCAACACCAUCCUGGCUGUGAAGCUAAACAGACAGAGGCUGAUUGUGUGUCUGGAAGAGUCGCUUUACAUUCACAACAUCAGAGACAUGAAAGUGCUGCACACUAUAAGAGAGACGCCUCCUAACCCAUCAGGACUGUGCGCUCUCUCCAUCAGCAAUGAUAACUGUUACCUGGCGUAUCCAGGAAGCGCCACGAUAGGAGAGGUCCAGGUGUUUGACACAGUCAACCUGAGGGCGGCCAACAUGAUUCCAGCUCACGACAGUCCCUUAGCAGCUUUGGCGUUUGAUGCCAGUGGAACCAAGCUGGCCACGGCUUCAGAGAAGGGCACAGUCAUCCGUGUCUUCUCCAUCCCAGAAGGGCAGAAGCUCUUUGAGUUCCGGCGAGGCGUCAAGAGGUGUGUGAGCAUCUGUUCGCUGGCGUUCAGCAUGGAAGGCUUGUAUCUCUCUGCUUCCAGCAACACAGAGACGGUCCACAUCUUCAAAUUAGAGACACAGAAGGAGAAGUAUGUGCCAGCUGAGGAGCCCACAACUUGGGGAGGUUACUUGGGGAAGGUCCUGAUGGCGUCCACAACCUACCUGCCUUCACAGGUCACAGAAAUGUUCACCCAGGGGCGAGCUUUCGCCACCGUUCGCCUGCCCUUCUGCGGCUACAAGAACAUCUGCGCCUUAGCUGUAAUUCAGAAGAUCCCCAGGCUGCUGGUGGCAGCAGCUGAUGGGUACCUGUAUCUGUACAACCUGGACCCUCAGGAGGGCGGUGAAUGCACGCUCAUGAAGCAGCACAGGUUAGACAGCAGUGCAGAGCCUCCCAAUGAGAUCCUUGAGCAGGGGCCGCAUGAUCGCCCCCUUGUGGCCCAAACCUACAGUGCGGCUGUCACUAAAGGUUACUGUGAAGAACAAGGCGCAGUCGGAGGGUCGGGGAUUGAAGAGGACCUGAACGACCUCCGCUUAGAGGAGGAAAACGAGCAACCGCCGCUCAUCCUUGAAACCGACUGACCUAGCCGAUGUCUGAUGCUUUGAGGCUUCCUCUGGUGCUGCUAAACACCAGACACGAGGAGUCGCAGAUCAACAACCUGCCUUUCAGUCUGUCUGUGCGUCAUUCUGUCCACAUACUAGUCGAUUUAUUUUCCUUCCUUCCAUCCUCUUUUCCCCCCUUAGUUUUUUUUUUUUUUUGCCUGUGCAGGCCAAAUUCUGCAGCUUUGCAUGUACAUGUGCCAACUGCUCAGACGACGCUUCAUCGUGAAAAUGAGCCCCCGCCCUGCGAGCGUGCUCCAACAAACGCGCAGGAAUAAAAACAACAAUGUAGCUGUC
Cyprinodon tularosa is the source of this 1913-nucleotide messenger RNA. It is a transcript of the gene wipi2, whose product is annotated as WD repeat domain, phosphoinositide interacting 2. The transcript is spliced from 12 exons. Bases 315 to 1598 code for a protein of 427 amino acids. The record is from RefSeq and is a predicted model, not a curated record. Gene Ontology annotation, cellular component: extrinsic component of membrane; cytosol; phagophore assembly site membrane. Gene Ontology annotation, biological process: protein lipidation; nucleophagy; protein localization to phagophore assembly site. Lineage: Eukaryota; Metazoa; Chordata; Actinopteri; Cyprinodontiformes; Cyprinodontidae. Gene Ontology annotation, molecular function: protein binding; phosphatidylinositol-3-phosphate binding; phosphatidylinositol-3,5-bisphosphate binding.